AUUUUUGCAUCAUGUAUAAAUUUUUAGUGUACCUUUUCGUAUUAUCAAUUUACAUAUAUAUACCAGUUUGGUCUCAAGAAAAAAAAGAAACGUAUACCGAAUUGAGCCACCCUUAUGGAGACGAAACAGUGACAGAUUGUAACAUGAAGGACUCAAGCACAAAUUUAGCAAUUUGUAGUGAUGAUGAGGACGACGAGGAUCAGCUAGUAGGAAAAUGUCCAAUAAAUCUCAAACAAGAAGGUUUUUUCAACCCGUACACCAAGUGCUCGGACACGCUCUACGCCCCGGAGAACGAACUGAUCUUCAGCACCACCAGCAUCGCCCUGCCCGAGGUACAGUGUAAAAAGUGCGAUCUCCGAUUAACACAGGACGGUCAGGGUGUGAUUGUGGAGUGUUUCUCUUGCUUCGAAAUACCGAAAUCGGGACCGGCGAGCAGAAUUGAGAAGGACGUGAUUUACAAGGCGUAUUACGUGCAAGUGGCAAAUUACACCACCGUGGAAGUUGCCGGCCAGGAGAACUUCUGACCGGUUGUCUUAGUUGCGUAACGUUGCGUUAUGUGUGUUGGGGUUAUGUUCAGGCGGUGAGGCCGCUAUUUAUUUCCAUUUAAACAAGCAAGCGCCACAGCAAUAAUGUUCUACCGCAAUGUAGCCAGAUUUGUGAGGGCACGUUCGCCCCUAAAAACCUCUCUCCGCACCCGCACCGACCUGGAAACUUUGAAAAGCAAUGGCCUCUUUAACAUUUCGGACAUAAAGGGCUUCGCCGUCGGACAAACCGUACACGGUUUCGAAGUGAAAGAGAUCAAAUCUGUUCCGGAAUUUGCCCUCACCGCCGUCUUCCUCGAACACACCGCCGUCAAAUCACAGUAUUUACACGUAUACCGCAACGACUCGAACAACGUGUUCUCGAUAAAUUUUAGAACGACGCCAAUGAACAGCUCUGGUUUGCCGCACAUACUUGAGCACACAGUACUGUGCGGUUCCGAACAAUUCCCAGUUAGGGAUCCAUUUUUCAAAAUGUUGAACAGGUCUUUGGCGACGUUUAUGAAUGCUAUGACCGGUUCCGAUUAUACAAUGUAUCCGUUCAGUACGCAGAACGAGUCCGACUACAGAAAUUUGCAGAAGAUUUAUUUGGAUGCGGUGUUCAAACCAAAUCUAAGCGAGUACGAUUUCAUGCAGGAAGGCUGGCGUUUAGAGAAUAAAGAUUUGAAAGAUGCGAAAUCCCAGCUGAUAAUCAAGGGAAUUGUUUACAAUGAGAUGAAAGGCGUUUUCUCUGAAAACGAGAACAUUUUCGGGCAGAAACUCCAAAACCUAAUACUUCCUGAUCACACGUACGGCGUGAUUUCGGGCGGAGAUCCUCAAAAAAUACCGGAUCUGACCUGGGACGAUUUAAAACAAUUCCACAAAGACCACUAUCAUCCCAGCAACGCCCGAUUCUACUCCUACGGCAACUUCCCAUUGUCCACCACACUACAAUACAUAAAUGACAAUUACCUCAAUAAAUACGAAUAUCAAGAACCCAAACACACCGAAGUACCCAGACAAAAGAGAUGGUCCAACGCCAAACGUGAGCAUAUCCUGGGGCGAUUCGAAAACAUGCGUGAACCGUUCGAAAAACAGAACACGUUAUCCAUAUCACUGCUCCUCUCCGACAAUACAGAUAUCUACACAACAUUCCUGAUGCAAUUCGUUACUGAACUCCUGAUCAAGGGACCAAAUUCUCCGUUUUACAAGUCCAUGAUUGAACCGAAUUUCUCCGGCGGUUUCACUUCGUCAACCGGCUUCGACAACCAACCCAGAGAUUGCAUUUUCACGGUGGGUCUUCAAGGUUUAACCAAAGAUGAUUUCGACAAAGUUGUGAAAAUUUAUGAUGACACCAUUGAUGAGGUUGUAAAUAAGGGAUUCGAUGAGAAACAAAUAGAGUCUGUUUUACAUAGAUACGAGCUCUCUAUAAAACACGAGACAAACAAUUUCGGUUUGGGACUACUGUUUAGCAUAUCUGCAUUGUGGAAUCACACCGGAUCAAUAAUUCAAUCUUUACAAGUGAAUGAUUUGAUUAAUAGGUUGAAAACCGAAAUAGACAAAGAUCCGCAAUACUUACAGUGCGUAGUGCGACAAUACUUUAAAGACAACAAGCAUAAACUGAUCUUGAGCAUGUCACCGGAUCAAAAUUUUGAAAAAAAAUCUGAAGAACUAGAGAUGAGUUUAAUUCAGUCAAAGACCAAAACUUUAAAAGAAGAGGAAAAGACGUUGAUUUACGAAAAAUGUUUGAAACUACAAGAGCAACAGUCAAAACCAAUCGACACGAAUUUAUUGCCGACGUUAACAAUGGCUGAUAUUUCUAGUGACGUCGAGAGGAUCCCAAUGGAACACACAACGCUGCACCAUGUACCAACUCAGAUCAACAAAGUUAGCUCUAAUGGCAUCGUUUACUUCCGGGCACUGAUGAAUACUGUAGCUCUUACGCAAGAACAACAAAUGCUUUUACCUCUAUUUUGCUAUGUUAUUGGAAAAUUAGGCACUGACAAACUGGAUUAUAGAGAAUUCGACAGUUUAGUAAAUCGUAAGACUUCGGGACUUAGUUUUGCUGUUCAUAUUGGUGAAAGUCUUUAUCACCUACACUCAUACGAACCUGGCAUUUUGCUUUCGAGUUACUGUUUGGAGAAUAAUGUGUUAGACAUGUGGCGUUUGUGGGAACAGCUUUUUUCAAUUUCUGAUCUAAAAGAUGUAUCUAGAUUCCAAAUGCUUACACAGUUAUAUAUGAGUCAGCUAACGCAAGGAUUAGCGGAUAUGGGACAUGUAUAUGCGAUGCAAGCGGCGUCGGGCUUAGUUUCCGGGUCUGCGUAUCAAGCAGAAUUACUCAACGGAUUACAGCACAUUACUUAUAUGAAGAGGUUAUUGCACACGUCCAACUACAAGGCGAUCUUGGCUGAGAUUGUGACUAUAGCUAAAGUCUUAUUCGAUAAAAAUAAAAUGAGAGUGGCGUUGAACAUCUCACCGGAAAGCGAAAGCACCAUCGUUAAAGGGUAUCAGGAGUUCCUGCGCAACUUGCCUGCUAUAAACGACACUCUAUCCAUCGAAAAUUCGUACAUAACUGGCAAAGUUUGGGCGCCAACUGACUCUGUUCACUGUCAACAUCAUGUCCUCAACGUUCCUGUAAAUUAUUGUAGCAAAGCUAUAUUGACGUCUCCAUAUUCAAGUCCGGAUUAUGCCAAACUGCGUGUCUUGGCUCGACUUUUAACAUCCAGAUAUCUGCAUGGUGAACUAAGAGAAAAACAAGGCGCGUACGGUGGCGGUGCCAGAGUAACAAUGGAUGGUGUAUUCGCCUUCUACAGUUACAGAGAUCCAAGAAACCUGGAAACGUUGGAUGUGUUCGAUAGAUCUAACGAUUGGUUGCGUACAAAUAUUUGUAAAGUAACGGACCAAGAGGUUCUGGAGGCUAAACUAGGCGUUUUUCAAGCUAUCGACGCUCCGGUACCGCCCAGUAAAAAGGGCUGCGAAGAAUUCAUGCGCAGAUUGACGCCGGACGUACUGCAGAGACAUCGGGCAGAAGUUAUGACUGUGGAUGCUACGGGAUUGAAAGAAGUGGCGGAGAAGUAUUUAGGAGAUGAUAAUAUACUGAAGACGGGUAAAGUGAUAUUAGGACAAAAGAAUGAGAAGAUGGAUCUUAGCAAAAGGGCCGGAGAACUUUGGACUGUGAUUGAUACCGUGUGAUAAAUUGCUUCACAUCCUUUCUCGCUUCAGUUAUAUUUAUUGUUCAGUAAUAUAUAUAUGUUACAGUUAUAA
This is a messenger RNA of Aethina tumida (small hive beetle), 3782 nucleotides long. Its product is annotated as presequence protease, mitochondrial. Gene Ontology annotation, biological process: protein processing. Gene Ontology annotation, cellular component: mitochondrial matrix. Lineage: Eukaryota; Metazoa; Arthropoda; Insecta; Coleoptera; Nitidulidae. The transcript is spliced from 6 exons. The record is from RefSeq and is a predicted model, not a curated record. Gene Ontology annotation, molecular function: metal ion binding. The coding region runs from base 630 to 3710 and encodes 1026 amino acids.